AUGCCGAGAGAUUGGUUGACCGGUCGAGAGGCCACCCUUCUUUUCGACGGCAAGACGGCGGCACCGACGGCAAUUCGGGCAGGGGUCCCCCAAGGCUCACCCCUUUCCCCUGUUCUCUUCAUCCUCUAUAUUUCCUCAUUAUACAAGCAGCUAAAAGGCGAGCACCCUCACUUGGCUAUAACAGGGUUUGCGGAUGGCACCAACCUCCUGGUAUUUGGUCGAAACCCCGAGGCCAAUUUCCGGCAACUAGAGGCGGCGUGGGAAACGUGUAUGCGAUGGGCGGACAGCCGGGGGAUGAAGUUCGCCCCGGAAAAGAGCGAACUCAUCCAUUUCAACAAAGGGCGACGGCAGUGGACCGAACAGGUAAACCUUGCCAACCCAGGGGGAGGCACUAGCCCCGUUGAACCAGAAGGGUCUGCCAGAUUCUUGGGAGUCUGGUUGGACUGGAAACUCAACUGGAAGGCUCACCUGGUGGCGGUGGAGAAGAAGCUGAGGGCCCAGAGCUAUGCCCUGUCGAGGAUCGUGGCAAAGACGUGGGGAAUGGGGCUAGCCAAAGCGCGAGAAAAAGGCAUCACUAAGGCCCUCGGGAAGGCCCAGAACAAGGGCUUGCGGAUUGUGGCGGGAGCCUUUGAGUCUACCCCCAUCCGUAACCUCGAGACAGAGACAUGGGUACCACCACUGGACUUGUACCUAAACAAACGGCUUGCAGAUUUCGAAAACCGACUCCAACAACCCGAUCUGGACGACGGUCAAGGCGGCAAGAAGACGGCGAGGAGCGUUGUCCUCACCGCCUGCCGCAAGAUACAGGAGAGACUUAGCUCGAGGAGGGGCAACAGGGGCCGACCGCGAACCUUGGGACCUCAAGGGCCUACGGCGGUGGAGAGAGCCGCGGGCACGGUCAUGCGCUGGACGGGGGGAAUCGUUGAUACGAACAGGGUAGUAGAAGAGGCUUGGAGAGCGAGGUGGUUAAAGGAACGGGACGGCAGAGCGAUCACCAGACUGGCGGACGACUUUGACCAUCAGCAGGAGACGCUAUUCCGGAACGGAACCCUAAGGAGCCACGACGGUCUCAGCAAGGCGAAGAGCUCACUGCUGAUUCAAAUCCGGACGGGAGCAAUAGGCUUACGGGACUUCUUGUUUACACGAGGAGUCCCGGAGGUUCUGACUCCUGCCUGCGAGUGUGGCAAGGGACGAGAGACUGCCGAACACCUGGUAGUGUGGUGUUUGGCCCCACCGUUGACUAGAAGAUGGGAGAGAACUGGAAUUCGGAGACGACGGGACUUUUACUCUGUUCUACACGGCAUCAAUCCCACGACUGCACGGCUCGCGAGGAGAGUUCUAGACUGGCUGAUGGACUCGGGGAAGCUGCCGAUGUACAACUUGGCCAGGAGGCUCGAGCUGGAAGCGGCGGCCUGA
This is a messenger RNA of Chaetomium globosum CBS 148.51, 1416 nucleotides long. RefSeq lists its product as uncharacterized. Lineage: Eukaryota; Fungi; Ascomycota; Sordariomycetes; Sordariales; Chaetomiaceae. Bases 1 to 1416 code for a protein of 471 amino acids. The transcript is spliced from 2 exons. The record is from RefSeq and is a predicted model, not a curated record.